AUGCGCAAUUGUUUCUUGUUUUUCGGGUCAAGUAAACCCCAAGUAAAGUCCGAAAACGAUCGUCGGAGACCCUUGGUGAUCAUCAAGGAUAACGAUUAUGAUACAGCCGCCGCCGGCGACGAGGUACACAAUCCGACGGCGGCGAUGGCUUUAAUUCUACAAUCGUGGCUCAGUGGUCACAGGUUACGUUACCUGAUUCUCCUUCUCUGUUCUCCUUUACUUAUCCCUUUCAUUUGCGCUAUGUUUCCCUUCCUUUGCGCCGCUGAGGUGUUCGUCCGUCUCUGCCGCCGCCGGCGUCGGUCGAAACCGGCUCCUCCUCAAAAUCCACUGCCGCCGUCGCUUCCGCCGCCACGGCGGCGUGAGAACGAUGUAGAAGGCGGAAUCCAGGUAAAAUCGAAUUUUAGUUUGUUAGAUAGGUAUCUGAAAGAUCAAUUAGAACUUGCUAUUGAGAUUUUAAAUGAAUGUGGAGGUGAUUUAACCUAUGGUUAUGAUUAUAUCGAUGAUUUUGAUAGUAAUCGGAGUAAUUUGUGUUAA
Molecule: messenger RNA, 534 nt
Organism: Lactuca saligna
Lineage: Eukaryota; Viridiplantae; Streptophyta; Magnoliopsida; Asterales; Asteraceae
Source: the annotation of a GenBank genome assembly